This is a messenger RNA of Chrysochloris asiatica (Cape golden mole), 312 nucleotides long. RefSeq names its product histone H4-like. Lineage: Eukaryota; Metazoa; Chordata; Mammalia; Afrosoricida; Chrysochloridae. Gene Ontology annotation, biological process: nucleosome assembly. Gene Ontology annotation, molecular function: protein heterodimerization activity; DNA binding; structural constituent of chromatin. The record is from RefSeq and is a predicted model, not a curated record. Gene Ontology annotation, cellular component: nucleosome. The coding region runs from base 1 to 312 and encodes 103 amino acids. The transcript has a single exon.
AUGUCUGGACGCGGAAAAGGUGGUAAGGGCUUAGGUAAAGGAGGCGCCAAACGCCAUAGGAAGGUCCUUCGAGAUAACAUUCAGGGCAUUACUAAACCCGCCAUUAGACGUCUUGCUCGCCGUGGUGGUGUUAAGCGCAUUUCUGGCCUGAUCUACGAGGAGACACGUGGGGUUCUCAAGGUUUUCCUGGAGAACGUGAUCCGUGAUGCAGUCACCUACACCGAGCACGCCAAGCGCAAGACUGUUACCGCCAUGGAUGUUGUCUACGCGCUCAAACGCCAGGGCCGUACCCUCUACGGCUUUGGUGGCUAA